Molecule: messenger RNA, 1666 nt
Organism: Sinocyclocheilus grahami
Lineage: Eukaryota; Metazoa; Chordata; Actinopteri; Cypriniformes; Cyprinidae
Product: gap junction beta-5 protein-like
Exons: 1
Coding region: 913-1614 (233 amino acids)
Biological process (GO): cell-cell signaling
Cellular component (GO): connexin complex
Molecular function (GO): gap junction channel activity
Source: RefSeq, a predicted model, not a curated record
UGGACCUUUUUCACAUUUCCAGGUUUUUCAGUCUUGUGAAAAGGGUCCAUUGUACUUCAUGGAUUUUUGACGGUUUGGUGUAGUGUAAUAUGAUUUGAAAAAGGUUUCAUUUAUAAUACCAUUCACAAUUUUGGACACAUUGAUUAAAAGUUGUUUUCUAUGUUCUUAAAAAUGUUUAAUCUAGUUUUGUAGACACAAAGAUAUGACUUAGUUUUUAAAAAAAUUGUAAUGAAUGAAUUAUUUUUUUAAUGAUUCAUUAAGUAGAUGAGUAGGCAUAGAUAGUGAAAGAAAGAAGCCGGCAGUUUCAGUUUCAUAGUUUUGAUUAUUUUGUUUAUAAUACAUGUGGAAAAUAGUUAAAUUAGUAAUUAAAUUGGUAUUAGUUAUAAAAAAUAGGUGUCAAAAAUUUUAACUAGUGGUAGAGUAUGCCAUUAAACUAACAUGUCAUUUAAAUUCAGUUUGGAAAAUCAUCUAAAAGGGUGAACAGUAAACACUUGAAGUGAGUUAAAUAUAGAUAUUAUUGUUAUAUAGACAAAUACAGGACAAAACUACUUGAGAUCUUGUAUUAACCCCAAGUUAAGAAAAAAACUGUGGAUAAAUGUGAGAAACCAGUUUUGAUGACACAUACAGUUACAGGCUAUAUAGUGAGUGAAGUUCAAAAAUUACAACAACUUCAGCACUGGACAAACACACAAAACCUUCGUUCCCUAUAAAAAGGUAUGUUGGGCUCAUGUUCUUUAAACAAAAUAUCUACACUGAUUUUUGAAAUCAUGUUGAUGUCAUAUCUCACAAUGUACCAAGUAUUUUAAGCAGAUACCACAUAUUUGUUAUAUGACUGUAAUUGAAAAUUCUCCCUUUUUUAUGCAGAUACAUUCUUUAUUUUCCAUAAAGAAGACGAAUCCACCCUAGAGAGCGAUGGCAGCAAUAGUUACCGGGCUCAUCCCAAUCCUCCGCACUGCGGUGGACUCCACUGCCACCUAUAAGGGUCGCACCAUGUGGUUCGGCUUGCUCUGCAUCCGCCUAGUGACCGUCUUUCUUGCUCAGUUUCCAUGGAAAAGCCUAAACGAGGAUUUCCAGUGUAACAGCACUGACUCCUUCUGUAAUAAAGCUUGCUUUAAUACACACUUCGACAAUGCUGUAGUGAUGGCGUGGCAUUUCCUCUUCAUCCUUCUUGUGCUCUCGGUUCUUCUCAUGGAGCUGUUUUCCUCCCAUUUUCAAUCUUCAUUCCAGAAGAAGAAGGAGAGAGAAAUGGCAUCUCAAAGCGAGCAGGGAGCUGUCACUGAUCCCACCAUGACUAUUGGUGGUAGGAUGAUGAUAGACCUCCACAAGAGCAAAAGCAGUGUGGUGGUGUACCUGUUCAGCGUCAUGCUGCGGAUUGCAGUGGAGGUUUUGUUUGUGUAUGUCUUGCUGUGCUGGGUUCUGCCUAAACUGAAUGAAGAGUCAUACCUUUGUUAUGCACAAAAGUUUGGUACGUGUUCAGUACAGCAGUGUGUGGUCCGAGGGGCAGCAGAAAAGAGAAUGUCUGUCUAUGCAUUACUGUUUAUAUCUGCCCUGGUUAUUAUAACAAGCGGUCUGUUCUGUCUCUACUCAAUAGGCCACUAUCUCUGUGAUGGUUAAAAAAAGGUUCCCAUUGAACACAAGCAUAUAUAUAUAUAUAAUUUUUUUUUAU